This is a messenger RNA of Fusarium pseudograminearum CS3096, 882 nucleotides long. RefSeq lists its product as uncharacterized. The record is from RefSeq and is a predicted model, not a curated record. Bases 1 to 882 code for a protein of 293 amino acids. The transcript has 2 exons. Lineage: Eukaryota; Fungi; Ascomycota; Sordariomycetes; Hypocreales; Nectriaceae.
AUGAACUUACCAAAAGGGGCAUCAGUAGCCUUUGUAACCGCAAUCAGAACACAAAGGGCAUCUCCAACGCCUUCAAUACCUUUAACAACCAUCUUCACACCAAACAAGGAUUGCACAGGAGACGAUGCCUUCAAAACAAGAACAGUGGGCUCCUCAGUGUAUUAUGAGUUCGAUGAUGGCGCCAUAAAACCGACAUGCUACCCUUUGAGUUAUAAGAGUUAUCAGUACUAUUCGGUAAAUUGGUACUCUCCAGGAGUGUGCCCUCUUUCCUACGUCUACGUUUCAACAUCGAUAUCAACUCGUGGCAAUGCACCCGAAAUAACCUUUGCUGCAUGCUGUCCAUCGAAUGUCGCCAUAAUAUCGGGAUUCGACAGUUCGUGCCGGAGCGUGAGCACCUCCAGAGUCGAGACUGUAGAUGGAAGCGUUGUCACCAGCACUACGGUUUACUACGCAAAUCCGAUUUUGGUUGCUUGGCAGGAAUCUGAUAUAUCUCGUUUUUCUCCUCAAUCUGAAGCACGUGCGGCUCUGCGAAGCGCUGGAGUGACGUUGCCUCCUGAACUUUCUACUGCAAGCAGCACCACGGACAAAUCUGCCACCUCGACUUCCAACUCAAACAACCGAGAUGAUGAUGAAGAUCCGGGGAGUAGCGGUGGCGGUUUGAGUAGCGGUGCUGCUGCAGGCAUAGGUGUUGCUGUCGGACUCAUGGUGAUCAUGCUCCUUGUAGCUUUGUGGUGGUUUGUGAAGCGGCGCAAGGCCACCCGGGGAGUCAACAAUGCCGACGAAAGCGGGCAGUUGUGGAAUCAACAGAUUUACAAGGUUCCGGAUACUACAGAAACUUCGGAUAAGGUUGUCGAGAUCCCGAGAAAUGGACUCAGGGGGUGA